CAUUCCUACAGGUCCCCGUGCUACAAAAUCUAUUCCGACUGGACCACGAGCUCGGCUCGCACACGCAUUUUCCACCUCGGCACCCGUAGGGCAACUGGCGUCAAUCUCACGUCAGCCGGUUGAGCCUCAAGAACUUCAAGAACCUCAAUCUCCCUCACGCGAAUCAGCUGUAUCCUGGCAGAGCGAUAUCAGUGACGACAUGGCAUCACGUGCACGAAAUGGACGUCGUAAUGGACAGUCCAGCAAUGGAGGUGCGACCGCAAAGUCCACCUCUUCACAACCGCUACAAGGUCCACUUUGGAAUAAAGAGCGGAUUGAACGAGAGUAUGGAGCCGGUAUAUCUCUCAAGCCACAAUGGGCAGCCAAUGCCAAGUCCCCGUUGGCAAAUCACAUGAGCACUAACCUAGGUCGUGCCAUGGAUGUACCUUAUGUGGCCCGUCAUGGUAACAUCAAUGGCAAAAAGGUUUAUAGGGUGACCGCCGCCGUUGAUCCUCAACAAGGUAUCAUCGGUAUUGGUGAUCAUUCCGAGAAGAAGGAAGCUGAGAAAUUGGCUGCUUUGAGCGCCUUACUACAAUUAGUCCAAGCUGGAUUGAUUGACCACGGGGAUGUCAAAGCCAAGUCCGGUUCGACUCCUUCUGGCAGCACCCCUUCUCCUGCGUCAGGCGAAACUGCCAUUCUGUCCAACGGGACGGCGAUUACAUACGAUCGUGCACGUCAAUUCAUGGAGUAUUAUUGCGCCCGAUACAAAUUCGGUAAGCCCGACAUCGACUUUGUACAGUCCGCAUCGAAAACUCGACAUGUAAAAACGUCGACAGAAUCAUGGGAUGCCAUCAUGACUGUCGGAGGCCGACGCAUCGGUAUGGGUUCAGCUCAAAACAAGAAACUGGCACAAAUGAAGUGUUUUCUCGAUGUUGCGCAAUACCUCGAGUCGUGCGAUCAAGAUUUGUGGCAAGAUUUUGAACUUUCAUUGAAGAAGGGCAACAAAAAUGGGGAUUCGAGUCCACCGCCACAGCUACUCUUCAAAUUGUCAAACGAGCUGAGUGGCGAUAUCGGAGGGUUAUGUCAAGACAUCAAACAAUCGUAUUUGUUCCGCAACGCUCCUCAGAGCGCAUCCAACGACGAGUCUCGUUCGCUCCCGACUUGGUCUUCGUCCGCCACACUCCAAGCCAGUGAGGAGGAAUUAGAAAACAAAUCGGUAGCUUUGAAAGACAAGUUAUCCGCGUAUUUGGUCAAUCCCUCUCUGGGAAAGAUGCGUCAGCAAAGACAGUCCCUUCCCGUUACUUCUAAAGCUGCCGACAUCAUCGCCACUGUCGAUUCCAAUGACGUGACCAUUGUUAUGGCUGCCACGGGGUCAGGAAAGACGACUCAGAUUCCUCAAUUACUCCUGGACGAUUAUAUCGAGAAAGGCAAGGGUGCCUAUUGCAACGUACUUUGUACACAGCCAAGACGUCUCGCUGCUAUGUCUGUGGCUGAACGUAUCGCCGAUGAACGUGGUGACGUACUUGGAAAUGAAGUCGGAUAUCAAGUUCGAUUUGACUCCAAACCCGCCCAACACAACGGCAGUAUCACCUUCUGCACUACGGGGAUCUUCUUGAAACGCAUGCACUCAGCUUUGGGCGAAACAGCCGAUUCCGGAGCCAUCAAGCAGAUGGAUUCUAUCACGCAUAUCGUAGUGGAUGAGGUACACGAACGGGAUAUCGAUACAGAUUUAUCACUCGUCGUUCUCAAACGUCUACUUGCGGAUCGUAAAGCGCGUGGAAAACCACUCAAAGUUAUUCUCAUGUCCGCCACUAUCGAUCCGACUUUGUUCAAGACCUAUUUCGCAGACGAACGAGGUAGACCCGCACCAGUUGCUGAGAUACCCGGUCGAACAUUCCCAGUCGAACGGUUUUAUCUGGACAAGAUCGUACCUGACAUCAAAGGUCAAAUGAGCCCACGCGACGGAUGGGUAUUCCAAGAUAAAAGCGUGGCCACAUAUCUGGCCCGUGAAUUGUCUGAAGAUCCAUCGGUAUUCGGUCCUAAUAAGGGAAUGGAAUUAGAUAUUCCUUAUCCCUUGGUAGCUUUGACCAUCGCGUACGUUAUGAAACGAUCUGCCGAUGGACAUGUACUUGUCUUCCUUCCCGGAUGGCUCGAAAUCAAGAAGGUCUCGGAUAUUCUCCUGAACGGCAGUAAUUCAUUGUUGGGAUUGAGGUUUUCCGAUUCUUCCAAAUACAGUAUUCAUUACCUUCAUUCGUCCAUCCCCGCUGCGGAACAAAAAGAAGUCUUCCGACCACCACCGGAAGGUGUACGACGUAUCAUUCUCGCGACCAAUAUCGCAGAGACCAGUGUGACUAUACCCGAUGUUGUUUAUGUGGUCGAUACCGCCCGUGUCAAGGAAAAACGGUAUGACCCUCAUAGUCACAUGUCGUCUUUGGUCAGUGCGUGGGUAGGACAAUCAAAUUUGAAUCAACGUGCUGGUCGUGCUGGUCGUCAUCGAGAGGGAGAAUAUUUCGGUCUGUUGUCUAAAGCUCGAUAUGAGAGUUUGGAAACUCAUCAGUUGGUCGAGAUGAAAAGAUCUGAUCUGAGUGAAGUGGUCAUGCAUGUCAAGGCGCUCAAUCUUGGUGAAGUGGAAGAAGUACUCGCUGCAGCUAUCGAACCACCUGAUCCAUCUCGAAUCGUUGCCGCCAUGCAAACAUUACUCAUGCUAGGCGCAUUAGACCCACAACAAAACCUCACAUCUCUCGGUCGAGUGUUACUACAUAUUCCAAUAGAAGCGGCCAUCGGUAAAUUAUUGAUAUACGGUUCUUUCUUUCGAUGUCUCGAUUCCGCUUUGACAUUAGCCGCAGUCCUCACAAACCGAGACCCGUUCCUCUCCCCACCUCUGAUGAAAGAACAAGCGGAUCGUAUCAAAGCUUCUUGGUCACCAAAAGCUUUCAGAUCGGAUCCUAUUGCUAUCCUGGCGGCUUACUCGACUUGGUCAGAGAUGGACGAUAAAGGGGAAUGGAAUCGAGGUAGUAAAUUUUGCUCGGAUAAUUUUUUGAGCAAACCCACUUUAUUACAGAUCAAACAGGUUCGAAGGAGUUUGUUACAGAGUUUGCAGCAGGCCGGAGUUAUUGCUGUUUCAGCAGGAGGAACAGUUAGACAAAUGGGAAGAUUGAGAGAAGUUCCAAGACGAUUGAAUGAACAUAGUGAUCGUUUACCUUUAUUGGCGGCACUUAUAGCCAUGGCUUCGGCGCCGAAUUUCGCUAUCAGGACUUCGGAGAAGAUGUGUCGUACUGAGCAAGAUAAGGCCGUCAUGAUUCAUCCAUCAUCUGUUAAUUCCAAUCGUAGAGAUAAAGCAGAUCCAAAUAUAGGCGAAGCUUCCGAUCGAUUAGAACGUAAAAUCUACGCUUUCUCAGAGAAAACACGUAACGUACCUCUUGGCGGUAAAGCCGAAUCAGCCACCACGCACAUCCGUAACGUCACACGAUUGGACCCAAUGACAUAUUUGCUCUUUGGGGCGUAUCGACUUCGAGCCGUCAGCGGUGGUAUAGAAGCCGACGGUUGGUUAUCCAUAACUGGUCGUUUAGACAUUUUAGAUGAUGUUCAACGACUUAAACUUUUAGUCGAUAAAUGUUUAUUGAGAGUUUUCGAAGGUGUCAACAGGUCAUUAUCAGUAGGAAGAGAUCAUCAAAAGAAAUCGAUUCCAACCUCAGAAGAACAUGUAGAAAAUAGAGGAAAUGUUGAAAUGGAUGAUGAGAAUCAAGUUGAUGAUGACAUUGAAAGUGAAAGAGAGAGUGAAGAUGAAGACGAGAUUGUGAAUGAAGGAAAAAGAAAAGUAGUGGAACCUUUAUCGAAAGAUGAAAUAAGAGAAUUAGAAUUGUUAACUACGGAUUUGAUAAAGAUACUCGAUGCUUAUGCCGCAGAGAGAAGAGGUGAUAAAUCGAGAUAUCAAUCUAGAUCCGUUACACCUGAUUUGAACAGUCCUAUGAGACGAUGA
Molecule: messenger RNA, 3958 nt
Organism: Tremella mesenterica DSM 1558
Lineage: Eukaryota; Fungi; Basidiomycota; Tremellomycetes; Tremellales; Tremellaceae
Exons: 5
Coding region: 200-3958 (1252 amino acids)
Cellular component (GO): intracellular anatomical structure
Molecular function (GO): RNA binding; ATP binding
Source: RefSeq, a predicted model, not a curated record